AUGGCUGCCCCUCAGCAGGGAGCAGCACGACCACAGGACGUCGCCUUCGCCGCUCGCAGCUCCUGCGAAAACAAUGCGCCCCGACGCAGUCGCUUACCCCUGGAUACGUCGGUCGCUCCCGUGCACCAGAACGGCUGCUUCGAGAUCGAUCGUGUCAUCAAGAGCGGGUGUGUUCAGAAGCGCACCCAAAAGACAAAGAACUGGAAGAGCAUUUACCUUGUUCUACGACCGAAUGGCGUCUCUUUAUACAAGGACGCCAAGGAAGCCAAGCUCCGACACCAGAUUUACCUGUCCGAACUUUCUGCCGUCGCCAUCCUCAAGGACCCAAAGCACAAGCGCAAGAAUCUGUUUGGCCUUUUUUCCGCAUCGAGAAACUUUCAUUUUGCGGCCCCCACGCCACAGGAUGCGCAAGAAUGGGUUGACCUGAUCCGCAAGGCCGCCAGGCUUGACGAAGAAGAGGACGAAAUGUACUUUGGCAGCCCCGUGGCGCCUGGCAUGUCACCAACCGCGCCGGCUCUCGAGAGCUGGGGCAAUCACAUUGACAAUGCGCUCUCAAGCUCCCCCGAAAACCUGACACCCUUUGACCCUUCUGCGCCCAAAUUCAUGGGGGGAAACCGUCGCAUAUCCUUCACGCUGGAGUCGUCUGGCCUAUCCGGCAACGAAAUGCUCUCGUACUCUGACUUUUCUGACAGCGAGGUUCCACGAAGCCACGGCGUGUCCUUUGAGAACCUCGCUGUCAAACCGAUCCCCGAAACCCCGACAGCGACAGACACGAAGCCUCGACAGGCCGCCUUGCCAGGCCAGCGACCAGAAACGUCAGCCCGCUCGGCGAGUCAGAUCAGCGCCGUGACGGCCGAGCAGGAAUCCGAGCGAGUCAUCUGGCAGGGCUCGCUCUGGAUGCAGCGGACCAAACGCGGCGUGCGCCAGUGGAAAAGCAUGUGGGGAGUGCUGCGCGCGCGACAGCUCGUGCUGUACAAGGACGAAUCCGAAUAUGCGGCGCGGGCCAUUGUCGAAGUGGCCGACGUUGUCAGCGUCGUCGAAAUCGACCCCGUCAACAAGAGCAAGACGCACUGCCUCCAAAUCAUCACCGAGGAGAAGACGUACCGCUUCUGCGCUCCCGACGAAGAGUCGCUGGUGCUCUUUCUCGGCGCAUUCAAGAGUCUGCUGACCAAGAGGCGGACGAUGGAGGCGCGCGCGCUGGCAACCGUCGUGGUCAAUCCUCCAUCAUCAUAACGCUGGGUUCAAGCUCUUCCGCGAGAGCUCUUUUACCUGCAUACUCUACUUUCGCUCAUCAUUUCACUUUCUACUUUCCUUUGUCGUACGAUAAAUACCCUCUUCCUUUCGUAAUCUUACAUGACGAAUUUAUGACUCGACUAUUACUCUUUAUUAUACCAAAUUAGUCACACUUACAUGUCCUUUUUUUUUUUUUUCCCUUUACUCUCUUUUCAUUCCCCCUGGCGCACACAUACACACAUCACAGCUUAGAAUGAGCUUGUGACUAAUACGGGGCGCAUUUGGUGGAGUUUGAGGUGCUCGUUUCUUUGUCUUUCAGGGCGGCUCAUCACCAUUCUGAAUGUGAAGAAGAAAAUAAUGGCCUUGAUAUCUGGGGGAGGGUAAUGACAGCGUGUUGUGGUUUGGUGGUUGGCCUGACUUGUUCUUUUCCCGCUACAUCUGCCUACGGGGAAAGUUGGGUUUCAAUUCCACAAAGAUUAAAAAGAGAGCACAUCUCUGUCUUUCUUUUCUUCAUACUAGUUUUAGGCAUUUUCCAUUCUUUAUGCUCAUAUAUUUGGAGCAAAUUAAUUCUCUUGCCUGCUUUUUUUCUUUUUGUAUGAUGACAGGAUGAAUGAAGAAUGCUGUGAUGAAAUGAUACAAAUUGGUUUUUUUUU
This is a messenger RNA of Trichoderma atroviride IMI 206040, 1886 nucleotides long. RefSeq lists its product as uncharacterized. The record is from RefSeq and is a predicted model, not a curated record. Lineage: Eukaryota; Fungi; Ascomycota; Sordariomycetes; Hypocreales; Hypocreaceae.